Molecule: messenger RNA, 2655 nt
Organism: Populus trichocarpa (black cottonwood)
Lineage: Eukaryota; Viridiplantae; Streptophyta; Magnoliopsida; Malpighiales; Salicaceae
Product: type I inositol polyphosphate 5-phosphatase 10
Exons: 11
Coding region: 834-2252 (472 amino acids)
Biological process (GO): phosphatidylinositol dephosphorylation
Molecular function (GO): phosphatidylinositol-4,5-bisphosphate 5-phosphatase activity; inositol-polyphosphate 5-phosphatase activity; phosphatidylinositol-3,4,5-trisphosphate 5-phosphatase activity
Source: RefSeq, a predicted model, not a curated record
CCAGGAGAAGAGAAAUCCAUGCUGUCUGUAGACUGGCAGUAGUAGACGGCGAAGACCCACUUCCCAACUUUUGAACUGCCGAUCUGCCAGGAAACCCUAACACUUUUCUCCCCCACAAAACAGUCACUUUCGACGAGGCCCUAUGCAUGGCUUCUGAUUUGCUUUGCAGUCGGGACACAAACACGUGGGGGUCCACUUUCCCAUUUCCUUUCUGAGAAAACAAACAACAACAAACCAGCAGAAUUCUUCCUUUCUUCUUUCUAAGAAACAAGUGUUUUGCAAGGACAUUUAAGAUUCCAUCCCCUUUUGACUGUUUCCUUUUGCGUUUUAUUUUCUAGAGAGAACCAUGAAACAUAUUGAUCAAUGAAAGACGUAGAGUUGUGAAACCCUUCACCUAGGCAUGAACAGUUACGGGUUAAAGAAACAAAUAAAAGGAGGAAAAAAACUUGAUCCAUUGGUCAUUUGUCCAGGCUGAUUGUUGACCUAGUUCAACUUGUUAAUUUUUAAAUUAAAGUAAUAUCAUUUUGAUUUUUCUUAAACAAAAAUAUCUGUGACCUAACCUUGAGUUGUUGUUGGAUAAUUAAUUUGUUUGAAUACAUAACACGAACGAUCUGGUUAAAAUCUAAUUUAGAGCUUAAAAUAGGUUUGAGAAUGCCCUGAUACUUUAAUCAAGAAAAGAAGACACCCCAAGUGCACGUACAUCAAUCAUAGAAACAAAGAGAAACCUUUUGUUAACUUCAAUACUUGCUUACCACAGAUAGAUAAUAGUCCUUCCUUCCCCAGUUCUAGAGCAGGAUAUACAGGUUUUUGAUGAAAAUAGAGCAGUUUCAGACAUGACACUAGAGAAUCAAGACCAGAACAAGAAGUCUUUUCUGCGAAAACUUCUCUUGCAGAAGGAGGUAAGAGGGAGGAAGGCAGAGGAAGUUUCGUUUGAUUCAUCUGAAGCACUUUCUGAUCCAUCACUCAAGUCUCUCUUUUCUCACCAAUUAAGCUCUCCAAUGCCAAGCAGUCAAGUCCAGUCAUUUAGUGUUUUCGUGGCAACAUGGAACGUCGGAGGGAAAUCUCCUCACAGUGGCCUCAACCUCGAUGAUUUUCUUCAGGUUCAUGAUGAAUCAGAUAUAUAUGUCUUAGGUUUUCAGGAAAUUGUUCCAUUGAACGCUGGAAAUGUGCUUGUGGCAGAAGACAGCGAGCCUGCCGCAAAAUGGCUGGCUUUAAUUAAUCAAUCACUGAAUAGAUCAUAUAGUGUGGCUUCAAGAAGAUCAAAAUCACCCCUUUGCAGCUCACUUCUCUUCCAAAAGCCUUCUCUUAAAAAGGUCUGCAAGUCUUUCAGGACUGAGAGUCGACGGAGGCUGAAGACUUGCAACUGCUCUCCCAUAUUGGAAAGGAAGUAUAGCAGGGAUUGCUGUGUUUGGCCCCCAUCAACAAAUAUGACCGAGGAUUACUGUUCCUCGGAAGAGGAUGAAGAUGGACUUAGCAAUCAUGUAUCUUCAGAAAUUUCCACUCCAGCUAGUGCCAACCAGAUGAAGUACAGCCUUAUAACAGGGAAACAAAUGGUCGGAAUAUUUGUUACUGUUUGGGUCAGGAAGGAGCUUGUGCAACAUGUAAGCCAUUUGAGAAUCUCUAACGUUGGCCGUGGGAUCUUAGGCUAUCUUGGGAACAAGGGGUGUAUAUCUGUUAGCAUGUCUUUCCAUCAGACAAGCUUCUGCUUUGUUUGUAGUCACUUGGCAUCGGGAGAGAAAGAAGGAGAUCAACGUAGGAGAAAUUUGGAUGUCAUAGAGAUAAUUAAGAACACACAAUUUUCAAGGAUAUGCAAAUCUCCAUGUAGUCGGAUACCUGAGAAAAUCAUGGAACAUGAUCGGGUCAUAUGGUUAGGGGACUUGAAUUACAGGAUAGCUUUGAGCUACUCCGAGACUCGAAGGCUUCUGGAGCAGUAUAACUGGGACACACUUCUUGACAAAGAUCAGCUGAAAAUUCAGAGGGAAGCAGGGCAAGUGUUCAGAGGAUGGAAAGAGGGAGAGAUCUACUUCGCGCCAACGUACAAAUACUCCUAUAACUCAGACAUUUACGCUGGAGAGACCAUCGAAACACAAAAGAAAAGAAGAACUCCAGCAUGGUGUGAUAGAAUACUUUGGUAUGGAGAUGGGAUUCGUCAACUAUCUUACGUACGUAGAGAGUCCAGGUUUUCCGACCACCGGCCGGUAUGCGCAAAAUUCAUGGUAGGCGUACAAGUUACUAAUAAUGAUAUGGAUUAAGAAAGGCAUUAUCAGGCUUUAACAUGAGAGUUGCAAGUGAAGAGUACAUGCCUCUAACAAGAAGAUAACAUGCGAGUUCGUGUACAGUGUUUGAUGAUUGUUUUGAUUCAUAAGGGUUACCGAAAAACUGACUGCAGCUGCUAGAAGACAGAAGAGGCGACUAAAUUUUGCCAUUUAUAUCGAAAUAUUUAGAUGGAAAGCAAGAUAUUCUUGCAGUAAAAUGUUGUGGUUGGGAAGCUGUACAGAGUCUUCUGCGAUUGGUGAGGUGUGAGAAGCUUUUCCUUGCUGAUAUGAUACUUUAAGAACUAUUCUAAAAUCAUCAUAUAUAGUUGAAGCAAGCGUAUUCUACUAUAGUUUUCGGGACCAAAUGUUUUGUUAAAGAAUGCCAAGUUUGCUUUGGAAA